Mesorhabditis spiculigera is the source of this 336-nucleotide messenger RNA. Lineage: Eukaryota; Metazoa; Nematoda; Chromadorea; Rhabditida; Rhabditidae. The record is from the annotation of a GenBank genome assembly.
AUGUCUGCGCUAGAAGACGAGAUUUGGGAUGGAUGGAAGACUCACGAUGAAUGGAUGGCCACUGGGGAGAGGUGGCCCCUGGCGAGCACGAUCUUGUUGCUCGUUGGAUCGCUGUAUAUUUUCCUCCACAUCCCCAUCAUCUACGCGAUGAUCCGUUCAGGGCUGGUGAGGAACCAGUGUUAUCGGAUUAUGGUCAUCAUCUGCUUUGCCGACCUCGUCAACCUGAUCUGCAACUCCCUGAUCGGGGCCUAUAUGUUUCAAAUCGGGGGCGUCUUUUGUAUGGCGCCCGUAUUUAUGUAUAUUGAGGGGUGCUUUAUUUUCGGUGAGAACUCUCGU